AUGUAAUAUACUGCCCCAAUAGAGAGAAGACUAGUAUUUUAGCCAUCUUAAUAAAUAAUGCCAUUAAUGCAGAGAAAAGAAAACAUUUUUUCUCCUUUAAGGAUAAGUCCUUCAACAUAAUAACAUUUCAGUCCUUCAUAGAAAUAAUUUUAAAAGGGAAAUGAAGUUUAUUAGAAUAGGUUAAAUACAAAUGAUUCGGAGAAGGAGAAAGAAAUAAAAAUAUUAAUAUAACAUAAUUAAAAGAUGAAGGAUUAGAUAAAUUAAUAAGCAAUAGAUUAUGAGAAUUUAAAACACAGUUAUGAUAAAAUGUAUUAAGAUCAAUUAAGAUUAAUAAAUGAAUUGGAAUAGAUAUCAAAAGUAUCUGAAUAAUAAUUAAAAGAAAUAAAAAUAAAACAAGAAGUAAUCAAAGAUUUAUAGCAUCAAUUAGAAUAGUAAAAUCAUUCAUAAAAUAAAACAUCAGAUGAAACUUAGUUACUUAGAUAAUAGUUGUAAAUAAAAGAUUAAGAGAUUUUUAAAUUCAAGGCAAUAUUGGAAGAAAAGAAUUUAGAGAAUUAAGAAAUAAGGAAUACUUUGAAUACUAUAAAUUAGAAAGUAUAGUUUAUGACAUAGCAGAAAGAUUAAUAAUAUUAGAUAAUUGAUAAAUUUAAUAAAGAAUUACAAGAUGAGGUAACUUUAAAGACUUAAUAAAUACAUGCAACAAGUUAGAAUUUAAGUUAAUCAUAAUAGUAAGUGACAUAAUUGAAAUUUGAGAUUGAUUCAUUAAAAGUGAAAUUACAAUCAUAAUAAUUAAUGAUUCCUUUGUAAUAAUUAUAAUAGAAAUAUUUAAUGCUUUGUAUGGAAAAUGAUAGAUUACAUAGUGUAAUAUAAAAGGAGUAUGAGAUAAAGAGAUAGAUGGAAUAAUAAUAAGGGAAAUAUGAAUAAGAAAUAGAGUAAUUAAAGAAUGAAUUAAAGUAGAUAUCAGAUGAAUUUGCUAGAUUGUAAUAGGGUUUGGUAUUUGAAUAAAAGAAUAUGUAUUUAAUAGAGAAUUUGAAGAAUUAAUUAAAUUAUUAUAUAGAUGAGAAUGCAAGACUAAAUGUUGUAAUAAGAUAAUAAUCAAGAAUAUGA
This is a messenger RNA of Paramecium sonneborni, 1104 nucleotides long. The record is from the annotation of a GenBank genome assembly. NCBI's taxonomy places the organism in Eukaryota, Ciliophora, Oligohymenophorea, Peniculida, Parameciidae.